Messenger RNA from Aspergillus fischeri NRRL 181, 468 nucleotides. RefSeq lists its product as uncharacterized. The record is from RefSeq and is a predicted model, not a curated record. The transcript has 3 exons. Lineage: Eukaryota; Fungi; Ascomycota; Eurotiomycetes; Eurotiales; Aspergillaceae. The coding region runs from base 1 to 468 and encodes 155 amino acids.
AUGUCUCCCUUGUCCCUCAAGGCCAUCGGCGGCGCCGCAGCCAUCUACCUGGUGGGCCGGCAGGUCCAGUGCCCGUUCGUUGCCAUUCCUCUUAUGUCGGUUCCGCUGCAACCAGUUUUACUGGUGCCAAACUUGCCAGGCAUUUCGGCAACAGGUUCGACGAGUGUGACGCCAUCGUUGCCGCCCCAGCACCCCCCUGGAGUGCCUCAGUACAACUUCGACAUGUGCGUUGGGGCCUUGAUGAACCCAGCCGUCACGAUUACGAUUACCGGUCCUGUUGAGAACAAUGGUGCUCGAAUUCACGGCCUGCCUUCUGUCUACAUGGUUCUUGGAACCGUCAUCGACGGCGAACCGGCCGGUGGUCCAGUGCCGACUCCCUGUGGCUCUGCGUGCCUUCUGUACAACAACCUCAACGCGGGUGAUUAUGGAAAGAUGCAGGAUAUUCUCACCAGAGUGAAGAAUCUGUAG